Ruditapes philippinarum (Manila clam) is the source of this 3104-nucleotide messenger RNA. RefSeq lists its product as uncharacterized. Gene Ontology annotation, molecular function: protein binding. The record is from RefSeq and is a predicted model, not a curated record. Bases 61 to 1353 code for a protein of 430 amino acids. The transcript is spliced from 7 exons. NCBI's taxonomy places the organism in Eukaryota, Metazoa, Mollusca, Bivalvia, Venerida, Veneridae.
CGCUACGCGGAAGCGUAUUGUACACUACUGUACAUCAAUGAUCAGUCAGUUGUUACGAUCAUGGCGAAAGGCCAUGGACUGGACUUAAAAACCGUCAGUUUAUUAUGGAUUUUAAUUGUGAUUUUAGCAGAAUCUAGCUGUUCAUCAUCGCAUACAUAUUAUAUGGCUGGUCAAGACUGUGAUUCAACUAUUCUAUUAGGAGGUGCAGUGGUGUAUUCACAUUAUAUAAACCAGUCUAAAUCGUACAAUAAUGAAGUGAAUUGUCAAAUUAAGUUUAAAUCUAAGAAAAGUGACUGGAAAAUAAUGCUACGGAUGUUAGAAAUGGAUAUUCCAGACAGACAGAAAAAUGGAAUAUGUAAUGAUGCAUUAUAUGUUUCCGAUUCAGAUAAAAUGUAUCAUACUAUGAUUGAAGCUGGAGGUAACUUUGGAUUAUGUGGGAACCAGCUUCCAUCAACUAUUUAUUCCUCAGGACAAUAUUUAACAGUUCAUUUUAGAACAGACAAAUAUAAACCUCCAACAAGAUUUGAUGAUGGGGGACGUAAUGGAAGAGGCUUUAAAUUUAUUAUUACAUCAUAUAGUGAAGAUUAUGACAAAGUGCAAUCUUGCGGCUCAGCAUUUCAAUGUGAUAAUCACAAAUGUAUAGAAAAAGAUUUAACAUGUGAUAGAGUGGAUCAUUGCGGGGAUUAUUCUGACGAGGCGGCAGAGGGACCGGCAGAAUGUGGUGUAUCUCAUGAAACCAUUUUAACCAAAUUCCUGUCAUUAGGAGUGGCGGCAUCAGUUGGAAUUAUUGUUGGGGGACUGAUUGUCUGUAUUUUCUGCACUAUUUCACUGGUGUGUUGUUGCCGGCAGUCUGUCUGCAAAAAGGCGCCAAGCAGUAGCUCAAGUGGUAUAAUGACCGGGACGACAUCGGUUAUGACAAAUGGAGGACCAGGAAGUCAUCAUGGUAGUGUACAUGGUAGUCAUCAUGGCAGCCAUCAUGGUAGCACUCAUCAUGCAGCAAAUCACCAUGGUAAUGGUCACAUGACACAAAUUGAUAGAGGUCCUCCUCAACAUCAAAUGAAUCCAUUCGGAAAUCCAACACACCAAGGUUAUUAUCCCAUGCACCCUGUAUACCCGUCCCCGCACGGAUCAGUGUAUUCCGCUCAUACUCAAAACUCAGCAUUUACUCGUGACUCUGGAUAUAAUCAUAACCAGUUCGGCUACUCAAGUAGCGUAUACUCUAACUCUCAGGCACCUUCGUAUCACCGUUCACACACGCCGACCAGCAGUAAAUCGGGGAAAUCACAUCAUUCAAACAAUAGCGUAACAUACGCUCAUAACACAGACAAAGUAAUGCUGCCAGUGAAUUUAUAGUGAUAUAGUUACAGGCAUUUUUUGCGAUGAAAUGUUUUUGAUUAAAACGGAAAGGGGUGUUCGAUUUAUAAAAAUGUGGUGAAAAGACGGCAUAAUGCUGUAGUGCCAGUCCCGGUAGUGAAAUCUCAAAGGUAUAACAGAUGGCUUUAGAAAUGUGUAGUGGAAAUCAGCUCUCCUAAGGACAUGAAAGGUCUGCAUUAUUUCUCGAUGAACGAAGGAUGAGAAAUGGCCAGUAUGAAGCAGUGAUGGCAGAUGGGCCGUCGGGAAAGGAGGUCAAAUUAAGGAAUCAAAGUAUGCAAUGCAGCUAAAAACAAAACCAUCUGAUAGCAAGUUGAAUAUAUCAGUCAUCCAGAAAUACAGAUGACAUGAUGAUGUUUGACUUGCAUCCCAUUAAAAUUGUGUACUGAAAUUUGAAAAAGUUUUUAAUUCUAGAGUCAAUACAUGUAGUUUUUACAAAACAAGAUGUAAUUUCAUAUUUUAUUAGACAAAAAGCAUUACAUACAUUAUUUUUAUGAUACUCAGAAAGAUAAAAGUGUAUUUAUUAAGUGAAUCUAGUGCUAAAACAUUUAGGUAAUAUGGUAUUUAUUGCGGGCUCUAAUGGAAAUAAUUUUUAUGAAAAUAUAUGGUGCUUUUUCUUAGAUCGGUAAAUAUUUUCAUACAUUAAGAAAAAAAUUGUUUUCACAAAGGGAAAAGUAACAUUCAUGUUUUUGAAUAUGUACAUAUUAAAUGUAACAUGAAUUGUUAACAAACUUUUUUUCAUUCAUAUCCUCAUAAAUUGUGAAUAUAUUCUUUGAAAAUAGCACUCUCUUUGCUAAAAACUAGAAAAUUUCAUGACCUAAACCAUAAAAGUUAUACCAAUAUAUGUUUAAGGGUAAACUGAAAUGCUUUGUUUCAUAUUGAAUUGUACAGAUAUGUUCUCAAAGGUUGUACAAAAGUUAAUUACCAUUUUGUAAUUUUCAUAUCAAUUGUAUAUAAUUCUUUGAAUUGAUUUUGUAAAAUACCAAACAUUUACAAGAUUCCCCCUUGUAUUUAGCUAACAUGAAAACAAUCAUUAUCUGCAUUACACAGAACAUGUACUUAGAUGAGAGGUAUCUAGGGGAUACUGUAAAAAUAGUCAUUUUUGUGAGCCCAAAAUUUCGAAACAUCAACUUUUCAGACAAAAUUCGAAAGGUUAAAUAUCUGCAAAUUUCUACUUUUAGUUCUGUUAAAUUUAUAUGAUUUUUAGGUAAAAUAAAUUUUUGAGAAAAUGUUCAAUUCGCAAAAUUAGUAAAAUUUAAUCACAUACAAAUCUGUGAUGUUACAGUAUUUAUUAAUCUUGAUAAUAUAAAAAAAGGUAAUAUUUAUUCAUUUAUCUGAUUGGUUUUCCUAACUUCAGUCUAGAACCCAUACCUAAUACAAAUUUUCUCUUUAAAAGUGGAUGGUGAAGGUAAGUGUCUGAUUAUUUUACCAUACAAUAGCCAGAAUAAACUGUUGAAAAUUCCCAAUUUAUUCUUGAAAAUAUCCCAAAUAUACGGUCAUUUUGUCCUACACAGGCAACAUGUAUUAUGUCCUGCUGGGUUUUUAAUGAUUUUAUUAUCAGAUUCAUUUUAUAACAUCUUUUACCAACAAAAUGAUAUUGCAGUAUUUUAAUGACAUUUUAAAACUUUGUUUAAGCUAAAUCUUGACAUUGGGGUUUGUGGUUUGUUUUAUUUGAAUCUUGAAUUGUUUUAUUGUUGUAUAUACAACAGAAGAGCCAGUGCUGAUUGUUCAAA